AUGGAACAUAGCCCUCUACGUUGGGACGAUAGACGCAGCGGUCAAGAGGUCGUGCUCGUGCGAACAGAAACAUCUCGAUUGAGAAGAAGCAACAAGCCGACCAAUGCUCAAACGGCUGAUGGUGCAGCUUUGCUGCGCUGGGUCUGCGGAAGCCUGCCGUGUUGCAAAGGCGCUUUUCUACCGAAUCAAAUUCCCUCUUCGGCAAGUCGCCGAACACUUCGCAGGGAUGCAGUCCUGAGCACGGCUGCCAGGACAGCUGCAGCCAGUCAAAAGCCAGACCUCACGGAGCGACAUCAUGAGAUGGUCUCAGGAAUCCGUUCGACGACAAGUGAAGAGGACUAUGAAAGGAAGAGAACGGCGCUGCGAGCAGAAAUUGGCCGGCACAAGUUUCGUUCCAACCCCACAUCGGCGCGGUACGUAAAUUCCUGGUCGCCGGCCUCGGCUGACCUUUACCAUGCAACUGGUGCAGCUCAGUUCUGUGCAUACCGACAUGAGCCGGUCAUGCUUCGGCCUGCGCACCUCCAAUCAGGAUUCGUCCACGCUGCGUCUCUCCGCAUCCGUGCAUCCGUCCUUCCCCGCCGGAAAAGUUCGGAAGCAUCCAGAUGCAUCGGCAGUGAAGAAGGCAGUCGUGCAAGGUCCCAAAAAUUGACCGAGCUUGCCAAAAACGAUCGGAGCGCCGGACCGGUCUACGGCAGCGCACUGCACGCGGUUCUUCCUCGCCGUGUCUUCCGGCACCAAGCUUCGACCAAGAAUCUCGUGGGUGAAAGAAUUGCCGCUCUGCCUCGCAACGGGGUCUGUAUCAACUCACCUUGA
Pseudozyma hubeiensis SY62 is the source of this 813-nucleotide messenger RNA. RefSeq names its product II DNA helicase. The transcript has a single exon. The coding region runs from base 1 to 813 and encodes 270 amino acids. NCBI's taxonomy places the organism in Eukaryota, Fungi, Basidiomycota, Ustilaginomycetes, Ustilaginales, Ustilaginaceae. The record is from RefSeq and is a predicted model, not a curated record.